AUGAUUGGCCAGGAAGUAUUCACAAAUCUCAUGCAUAAGAGCAAAAUAAACAUUCAAAGUCAGCCACAUAUCGAAAGAAAAACGGCAAUUAUAUGUACCAUUGGACCGGCAUGUGGAAGUGUGGAUAACCUGAAGGAAAUGAUUUCAUCCGGAAUGAAUAUUGCUCGUUUGAAUUUUAGUCAUGGAUCUCAUGAAUAUCAUGCAACAACAAUCAAAAACAUACGUGAAGCAGUGCAAAGUUUUCAUCAAAAACCGAUAGUUGGAAUUGCUCUAGACACUAAAGGACCUGAGAUUCGUACUGGACUUAUAGACGGAUCCGCUACUGCGGAGAUAGAACUAAAAAAAGGAGCAAAAAUCAAGCUCACGAUAGAUAAAGCAAUGGCUUCAAAAUGCAAUGCUAAUAUAUUAUACGUCGAUUAUGAGAACAUGCCAAAAAUUCUGAAUCCUGGAGCACACGUAUUUAUCGAUGAUGGACUCAUUUCAGUGGUGGUGGAUAGCAUCCAGGGCAAGGACAUAAUGUGUACAAUUGAGAAUGGGGGCAAAUUAGGUAGCAAAAAAGGAGUCAACCUUCCUGGUACCAAAUGCGACUUGCCUGCUGUUUCAGACAAAGACACUAAAGAUCUGAAAUUCGGUGUCGAACAGGGUGUUGAUAUGAUAUUUGCAUCAUUUAUUCGAAACGCUGAAGGUGUACGUACAAUACGACGUAUUCUUGGCGAGAAAGGAAGAUUUAUUAAAAUUAUAGCGAAAAUUGAAAAUCAGGAAGGCAUUGAAAACGCAGAUGAAAUAAUCAGAGAGGCAGAUGGGCUGAUGAUAGCACGCGGUGAUUUGGGUAUCGAAAUUCCCACUGAGAAAGUAUUCGCAGCGCAAAAAAUGCUAAUCGCACGAUGUAACUUAAUGGGAAAGCCCGUAGUAUGUGCUACUCAAAUGCUUGAAUCAAUGACCAAGAAGCCAAGACCUACCCGAGCUGAGGGUAGUGAUGUAGCAAAUGCAGUACUCGAUGGUAGCGAUUGUGUUAUGUUAAGCGGUGAGACAGCAAAGGGAGACUAUCCUGUAUUAACACUAUUAACUAUGAGUAAGUUAUGCUUGGAAGCCGAAUCGACCGUGAACUACCAAGAAGUAUUCCGUGAAGCUCUUCUGUGCAUGAAGAAACCUCCAGAUGUCACACACACGAUUGCGAUUGCAGCCGCUUCUGCAGCAAUUUCAUGCAAUGCAAGCGCUAUCAUAGUGCUAACUGCCACAGGGCACUCCGCCAGUUUGGUGAGUCGUUAUCGUCCCAUGGCACCAAUUAUUGCAAUAACUCGAGAAGAGCAAGCCGCCCGACAAAUGCAUCUGUUUCGUGGUGUCCAUCCAACACUUUACACCGAGCCAAAAAAUGAGGAUUGGAAGGCUGAUAUUGAUCUGCGAGUGGCUCAUGGUAUGAAAGAAGGGAAAGCUUGUGGUUUUAUUAAAUCAAAUGAUUUAAUCAUCAUUAUCACAGGAUGGUCCAAAGGAUCCGGACAUACGAACACAAUGCGUAUUAUUAGAGUGCCAUGA
This is a messenger RNA of Brugia malayi, 1533 nucleotides long. RefSeq names its product Pyruvate kinase, muscle isozyme, putative (gene Bma-pyk-2.2). Gene Ontology annotation, biological process: glycolytic process. NCBI's taxonomy places the organism in Eukaryota, Metazoa, Nematoda, Chromadorea, Rhabditida, Onchocercidae. The transcript is spliced from 13 exons. Gene Ontology annotation, molecular function: pyruvate kinase activity; potassium ion binding; magnesium ion binding. The record is from RefSeq and is a predicted model, not a curated record. Gene Ontology annotation, cellular component: cytoplasm. The coding region runs from base 1 to 1533 and encodes 510 amino acids.